GCAGAACGCAGCACCAGAAAGGCAAAACAUUGCGUAGAAACUGUGUGUAGUGGUAGUGUUUUGUUGGCAGCCAGCUUUCUUCGCCCAACUGUUUCAACCCCGUAUUUCAUUUCCACGACGAAGAAAGGUGGUUCCUGUGGCUCUGUGUGUUGGUGUGUGGCCAUGCAGUUGCACAUCGUGAAUUUGCCGAGGUAGGAGGGUGGGGCAGUGUGUGCUCCCCACAGCAGCCGGCAUUAGGAUUGGGAAGGAAGGAAGGAAAAGGAGAUGAAAAUACGUUUUCCUCUCAAAAACGAUCCCGCAAAAAACUCAUCCAAAGGCAAUGCUGUAGCUGUGGCCAUCAUCUGACCCGGCAGCCACAUCCAAAUCGUCCAUCGUAAUCAUCAUCACUGUGGUUACAAUCUAGUGUGCGUGUGUGUGUGCUCUGUUUCUCUGUGUGUUAAGUGCACGCAUUCGGUGCUAAAACUUUCACCGCAUCCGCAUUCUACCGUGGGGGUGGUUUACGACGGUGUGAGUGGCCGUGGUGUGACCGAAAGAGUUUGGUUCAUUUGAGCCGUAUGAUCUGUGCUUCUUGUGUGUUGGGGCUGCCUGUGCGUGUGUUAAGCAUCAUUUGCAUCUUAAGGUGUAGUGCAUGCAAUUAUUGUCGGUCGGUUAAAAUUGCAAGUGUGUGGAUGCCGUGUUUGUGAGAGCCAGCAUUAGAUAAUAUGAGGAUAGUACGACGAUACUAGGGUUUUUUCCGUGUGUCUGUGUGUGUGUAGUUCCCAGCCGGGAAUGGGUUGUGGAAAAGGUCCACGUGUUGACGCUUCAUGCUCAAACCAGCCCAAUCACGCCAAACUAUGUGGAAUUUGUGCUGCAGCUGAUUCGGAACUUUGGUUCAACAUUUUCUACACCUAAAACGCACACCCCUAUACGCCCAGCGAGAGAAAGUUGAUCCCAUCCCCUCCCCAUCACACACACACAAACAUACGGUGCACAGCUGACAGAAAGGCAACCUGAAACGCCACAGAAACGUAGAAGGGAAGCAGCAAAAACAAAACAAAAACAAACUUUGCUGCUGCUGCUGCUGCUACUUCAUCGCACAUCAUCAUCAUCAUCGUCGUCGUCAUCAGCAUAAUCAUCAUCGCCGUUUUAUUUCGCCGCGAGAUACAUUUUCGAGUAAACAAUAUGCAACAACGGCGGCUGUGAUUGUGCGUUGCUGUUCGUCUGCGACUAUCUGUGUGUGUGUGCUGCCGAUUUGGGAAGGAAUCAACCUGGCCAGUGCCUGACCGACGACCCCCUGCCAGCCGGUCCUUGUGGGUUUAGUGCGCAACACCGUUUUGUUUUGCUCGAUUUCGGGAUUCUUCUACUGUUGCCGCUGCUGCUAUCCGUGAAACGCGAAAGAUGAACGGUAACGGAUCGUGCACGACGCCGGAGGAGUCGGCGGAAACGCGCGAAGCACUGCAUGAAUGUGAGCGUACUUACGACCCCGGUGCGGUGUUCCUCCCUGAGCUUGACUCGAAUUAAUAAGACUGUUUGACUGCCGAAGCACAGAACCCCCAGCAAGGCAUAAGGGGCCGUUUUCAGUGUGUGUGUGUGUGUUUGUUAGUGGUUCUUUGUUUGCAAUUCUAUUUGCAAACCGUGCGGCCAAUGUGCGGCGUGUUUCAAUCGGCAUUCAGAGUCCGGUGAUUACCCCGCCGUGUUGUUGAUCCCCGAGCUCCGUUAUUAUGCUCCAAACCAAAGACCACAGUGUGUAUAUGUGUGUGCGUGCGAAUGGGCACCCGUUUUUUUCUAAUGGCCGAUAUGAAGUGUGAGUGAGUGUACGCGGUGCGAAAUCAUCAACUGUGUAUCAAAGCAAAAGAAUAGCGCUUUCGGUGGUAACUUGGUGAAGCGUUCCACAAGCGCUCCGUAUCUGCAGUAACGCUUCGACGGCCCACAGUAUGGCCUACCUUUCCGAUGUAGAUCUUGCAACGCUACACCAGUCACGCCUCGAGGAGCGCGUACAGUAUCGGCUGUCGGCGCUGUGGACGCACGGAGCGGAAUCGGGCCGGGAUUAUCAGCGAUCGUUACCAGCAGUGUCAUCAUCCGCGUCAUCGUCGAGCACGUCAUUAACAAUGUUUGGUGAUCGUGAAGCGGCAAAGCUUAGGGCCGUUAAGGUCCCAACCACGACCACUACAGGCAGCAGCAGUAGCAACGGCACUGUGAACGGUGCGAAGCACCCGAGUGCUAGUGAUAUAGUGAACAAUAACGUGGCGGAGCGGUGUCUACUAGAACCGAUCGGACCUACCUUGGGCAGAUCGGUCCCCAAGGCUUCGAUGGAACGACCGUACCAUCAGCAGCAGCAGCUGCAGCAGCAAUACAACUUUAGCGGUCAUGUGAUACGUCCUAGGAUUAGAAGUAGUAACAGCAUGUCCAGCAGCAGCUCGACUGCAUCCAACUAUCAUCAUCAUCACCAGCAGCCGCAUCAUCACGCAAGCAGUAGCGGAGGAGGCAAACACGUGGAAUGGAGCGAUGACGACCAUCUGCACGACGACGGCUACUUCUCGUCCGACACACGCCGAAGAAGGUCCGGCACAUGGCCGCGCACGCGAAGUUUGAAUGCACCGUCCCCGUUUCAACAAUUUGGACCAUGCGGUCGGAUCAUGAAAAACUCGGCGAUGGUGAUGCAAAUACAGGACCCAGCGAGCCAGCGGUUAACGUGGUACAAGCCGCCGCUCGCCGUGCUGGUGAUUAAGAAGGUGCGCGACUCGAAGGUGCUGCAGCCGUUCGUGCAGCUGGUCGAGUGGCUGAUUCACGAGAAGCACAUGGUCGUGUGGGUGGAGGCGGCCAUCCUCGACGAUGCGCUGCUGACGGGCGACAAGCGCUUCACGAAGCUGCAGGACAAGCUGAUCACGUUCAAGGACGGGCGGGACGAUCUGACCGACAAGAUCGAUUUCAUCAUCUGUCUCGGCGGCGACGGGACGCUGCUGUACGCGUCGCUGCUGUUCCAGAAGUCCGUCCCGCCGGUCAUGGCAUUCCAUCUCGGGUCGCUCGGCUUCCUCACCCCGUUCCAGUUCGACAACUUCCAGGAGCAGGUGACGAACGUGCUGGAGGGGCACGCGGCCCUCACGCUGCGCAGCCGGCUGCGGUGUAUCAUCGUGCGCAAGGACAAGACGGAGCAGGAAAUCUCCACCUUUAAAUCGUCUCAGGAUCCGUCGACGAACAUACUGGUGUUAAAUGAAGUGGUCAUAGAUCGGGGCCUGUCGUCUUAUUUGAGCAACAUCGACCUGUUUCUGGACGGCAAGCACAUCACCUCGGUGCAGGGCGACGGGCUGAUCGUGUCGACGCCGACCGGCAGUACGGCCUAUUCCGCUGCCGCCGGUGCCUCGAUGAUACAUCCGUCAGUGCCCGCCAUACUGGUGACGCCGAUCUGUCCGCAUUCGCUCAGCUUCCGGCCCAUCGUACUGCCAGCGGGUGUGGAGCUAAAGAUUGCAAUCUCACCGGACAGCAGAAACAGCUCUUGGGUGUCGUUUGAUGGUCGAAAUCGUCAGGAGCUACUGCACGGUGACAGCCUUCACGUCACCACCUCGAUCUACCCGGUGCCAAGCAUAUGCGCUCAGGAUCAGAUUGCCGAUUGGUUCGACUCGCUCGCCGAAUGUCUGCACUGGAACGUGCGCAAGCGGCAGAAGUGUCUGGACGAGCUGUCCGACCUGACCGGUUCCGGCACGGAAGACAGCGCCAUCGACGACAUCGUGCGCGGUAUCGAGAACCUCGAAAACUAAAGCAUUGUCCGUGGAAACGGUCUAAAGCAGCGGGCGAACAAAAGCGCAGCUGUUUAGGGGGGAGACAACUCCGUACUCUGCGACUAACCAAUUUGUCGGACGGAAUGAAGAAAGGCGUACAAAGUGAUCCGAACAUAAUAAGCAAUCGAAAGUAGCGAACCAGGCAGCCAGGUAUGUGUGUGUGUGUGUUUGUAGCUCCUUCAUGUAUUAAGGAGGGCAGGUAGCAAGGAAACAGGAACGUCAUCGCAGAUCUCAUGCAGUGAUGUAGAAAUGCGUGUGGUAGUAGGGGUCGACUAUUGUUUGUUUUUAUGUUGAUUUUUCGUAUGGACAGCUUUGAGGACUUCAAAGCUGUAUGUUAGUGAGUAUGCAAUAACAUAACAAGUGUGUGUGUGCUUGUGGUUUUAGUGAAGGAGAUUGAAUCUUUCGCAAUAGACAGCGCCGUAAUGUUGUUGUAAGGUGUGUCUACAUGUGUAAAUGUUGGCUUGUCUGCAGAAUUGAUUAGAUUUUUUUCUUUUUUUAUUUAACAAAGGUUUGUGUUUCACACCGUUGCGUGUUCACUGUUUGGGAAAAGCGAGGGAUAUUCGUAGUGUUGGCCAGAGGGAAAAUGGCGCUCUAGAUGGUGCGGAAAGCGUAGCCUCCAGUUUGUUUAGUGUCGGUGUUUUUUUUUGUUCUGUUAAGUUUUGUGAUGCUCUCAAGGAGAGCGCAACCGAAGGCAACAUGCUUCAACAAUAGUGUUUAAGAGGGAAGUUAUUUGAAGUAAAGCAGCGCUGUGUUUUUAAAAAAACCACAUGCAAAUCAAUAGCAAAUGGAAAAUUUAAUCAAAAUCAGAAGAAAAUCGUCCUUGAAACCAGCUCAAUCCGUCAAUCGCUGUCCGCUCUGUCUGUUGCAAAGGCACAAAUAGGAAGCAGUUACCGUUGUUCACACAACAGACGGAGCGGACAGAGAGGAUAUACAAGCAAAAUAAGGCCGGGAAGGUAUAGUGAUGCUGGUUAAAGGAGAAAAAAGAAGAAGAAAAAAACAAUGUUUUGUAGUGAUAAACCAAAUUUUAAUGAAACUGCAACAGGCUUCAGUUCUCGUUUUGUUUGACCGUACUUUCGUUUCCAGCGUAGGAGGACCGGAAUGGGAUAGACGUAGAUAUUAUUAUGGAUGGCAGUGUUUCGUGAUUAAUGGCAAAUAGAACAGGGGAGGGGGCAUGGUAAUAAAUAGCAAAAAAAUAGGGAACUAAACUACCAGACAAGUGGGCAAAGUGUGUGUGUGUGUGUAUGUGUGCUGUAUACAACAGUGUAACAUUGCCGAGGUUCGCAGCAAGCAAGCAAAUGUAAGAUUCGAUCAAGGAGCGCUACUGGAUAGUGGGAAGGGAGGGGGGGGGAUUAAGCGUGGAAUAAAAUUCGUGCUGAUCCCUAGAGGAAAUUUAUAUAAAACCGUGUGGAUGUAGAGAAAAAAAGACAAAAAAAGUGAACAGAAGGAAAAAUAUAUAAGUAUACUAUUUAAUAAACGCGAAUAUAAGGUGUA
This is a messenger RNA of Anopheles coluzzii, 5246 nucleotides long. RefSeq names its product NAD kinase-like. The record is from RefSeq and is a predicted model, not a curated record. Gene Ontology annotation, biological process: NADP+ biosynthetic process; NAD+ metabolic process. NCBI's taxonomy places the organism in Eukaryota, Metazoa, Arthropoda, Insecta, Diptera, Culicidae. Gene Ontology annotation, molecular function: NAD+ kinase activity. The coding region runs from base 1914 to 3734 and encodes 606 amino acids. The transcript has 7 exons.